UGGGGAGCCCAGCACCAUGCCGCUCCGGGCGGGCAGCUCAGACGCCCAGCUGCUGCCCAGCUGGCGGCCGGGACCCAGGUGUGAUGUCCUGCCGGCGAGGGGGCUGCCCCCGGGUGGGGCCGGCACCAGGGGCCUGGAUUUGUGGCCAUGCUGCCCGGCCCCGCCAGUGACCCCGCUGACCCGGCAUGGAAAACUUCCAGUACAGCGUGCAGCUGAGCGACCAGGACUGGGCCGAGUUCUCAGCCACCGCCGAAGAGUGUGGCCUCCUGCAGGCCGGCCUGGCCUCUGGGGACGAGCUCCCGUCCAGUGACAUUGACCAAGGGGACAGCAGCGGCCCCGUCGGGCUCCUGCCCCUCCCUGCCGGGCAGCCAGCCUGCAAGGAGGAGGAGGAGGAGGACGCGGCCACCGGGCAGGCGGUCAGCAGGUCGCGGUGCGGGCUUGUCUUGGCCCCGGGGUCUGCUGAGCAGACACCCGGCACGUCCGCUCGGCCAGGCCCUCGGCUGUCCCUUAGCUCCGGUGCCAGCCCUCCUGGCUCGGCCCUCCCGGGGCCGGUGUCUUCCAGGGACGACAUGCACAGGCUCCUGCGGGGCCCUGCCCCUAGCGUCCCCGGGGAGCCCCCAGGCAGUCCCGGGCCCCCUGGCCACAGCACCACCCCGCAGGGGCCCCCCAGCAGCCCUGGAGGCCCGCCUCGGAGCCCCAGCCGAAAGAAGAGGCGUGCGGCGGGCACCAAGGCUGGUGGGAGCUCAGGGACCCAAGGUGUUGCCCCUGCCCGGCGGGGCUCCCCGCCAAUCACCGCCCGGCCUGAGGCGGGGCUGGGCCCAGCGGCACCCAGGGAGAAGGGUCCCGAGGUAGCAGCAACACUGGCAGCCGGGGCCAGGCGGGACGUGCAGGGGCCAGACUCUGCAGGCGCUCGGGGGCCUGCCUCAAGUUUGGACCUGUCUACACCUAUCUCUACGACUGACCUGUCUAUACCUAUCAUCUCUACAACUGACCUAUCUACGCCUAUCUCUACGACUGACCUGUCUACACCUAUCUCUACGACUGACCUGUCUAUACCUAUCAUCUCUACAACUGACCUGUCUACACCUAUCUCUACAACUGACCUGUCUACACCUAUCUCUACAACUGAGCAAGGUACAGAGCAAAUCAGAAUGACCCCCAGAGCUGAGCUACACCCAGUGUCCACACAUGCCAAGGAGGCUCAUCCAGAUGUUGCAACGGCUAAGCCAGAUGUGGCUGUGUCUACACCCUCCUCCGACCCUCUACCCAACACGGCUCUGUCUACACCCUCCUCUGAGCCUCUACUCAACAUGGCUCUGUCUACACCCUCCUCCAACCUUCCACCCAACACAGCUCUGUCUACACCUUCCUCCGAGCCUCCACCCAACACGGCUCUGUCUACACCCACCUGCAAGUCUAGACUGGAUGCAGACCUGUCUACGGCAGGCCCAGGGGUCGACGCAGAAGUGGCUGCAUCUACCUGUGUCUCGGCGGCCGUCCUGCGUGCGGCUCUGCCUCAGUCUGUCUCUGAGGUCCGGUCGGGCGUGGGUGUGUCCACGCCUGCUCGCGGAGCUGACGCCGCUGCCCUGUCCCCGCCCGCUGCCCCCCAGCCUGGGCCUGGUGCGGUGGAGACAGAGGUUGUGUCUCCAGGGGGUCCUCGGGCGGAGCCCAGCGUGAAGCCCUUAGCAGGAGCCCCUGGACACCUCUCGGGGCAGCGCCCCUCGGGCCCCGUCCAAGCCCCCAGGAAGAAGAAAGUCCGAUUCUCCGUGGCCAUGCCCAGCCCGGAGGAGCCAGGAUCAGGGGGGGCCUCGGAACACCCAUCGCCGCCCACGGCCCAACCCCCAGCCCCCAGGAUGGCGCCCGGGGGUCACGGAGGGCCCCGGGCCUGGGAUACCGUGGCUGUUGGGCCCCGGCCCCCCCAGCCUCGCAUCCUUAAGCACCUGCCCCCGCCGCCCGCCCCCUCUGCCUUGGGGACUCUGGCUCCCAGGAGCUGCUUUGCCGUGACCCUCCCCGAGGCCUAUGAGUUCUUCUUCUGCGACACCAUCGAGGAAGAGGAGGAAGAUGCCGAGGAGGGGGCAGCGGCCAGCCAGGCUCUGGCCGAAGUCCAGUGGCCGGACAUGUGCGAGUUCUUCUUCCGAGACUGCCGAGCCCGGAAGCCGAGGCCCCGGGGGUGCCGCUCCCCAGCCCCACCCCCAAAGAAGCCUGCGCCCGCCCCCCCGCCCGGAGAGCCCGUGCCCAUGUCCAUCCCCGAGGCCUACGAACACUUCUUCGGGGAGGAUGGGGGUGAGCUGGGGCCGGCCACCCCGCCCCGGCUGCAGGCCUUGGAGACGCCCGGGUCGGCCUCCCUGGGUGCGGGGCCCAGGGCCCCCCCCACGCCCAGCCCCACGCGAGGACAGCGGUUCGGCCUGGCGGUCCGGCGGGCAGGGGAGCUCCGGGGUCCCCUCAGCUCCUUUACCUUCAGCCAGAAUGACAUGUGCCUGGUGUUUGUAGCCUUUGCCACCUGGGCUGUGAGAACAUCGGAUCUGCACACCCCAGACGCCUGGAAGACAGUCUUGCUGGCCAACAUCGGCACCAUCUCCGCCAUCCGCCACUUCCGCCGGCAGGUGCGGCGAGGCCGCCGCAGCCCCAGCCCCAGCCCCAGCCGCAGCCCCAGCUCCUAGGAUCCCGGCGGCCCAGGAAGACCCAGGACAUGGAGAGCACAAGGACAAGCGUCUGGGAGGGAGGCACCCCAGGUGCCGCAGCCGCAAGUCAGCCCGGGCUGCUCCUGGGAGGGGGCCCGGGAGUCUGCGUGAGGAGAGGCUUCGAGGGGGCGGAGAGUUGGCGGCCACACUGGCACGUGGCACAGGGAACCAGGUGGAGCCGGACUCCAGACACACGGUAUUCAGGGGGCUGGAGAGUUAGUGGCCACACUGGCACGUGGCACAGGGUACCCAGUGAAGCCGGACUCCAGACACAUGGUAUUCGAGACAUAUUUAUGCUGGGAAAUCAUUUGUCAUCUGGACAUUUGUCAAAUCAUUUGUCAAACUCGUGUUUGGCUGACACCGUGUACCCAUCUGGUGUGUGGAGGGGAGAGAGGAGGCGCGAAGGCCCGGGGAGCCACGAGGCCCUGCUGAGGCCUGGGCAGGGGCGAGGGCAAGGACACCGGGGCCUCGAGGCUGGGGCUUCUGCAGACAGCCCUGCUCAUUGCGGGUGGGCUGGGCUGGCGAGGGUGCCCUCCGCACCUUGAGCCCCAGGCCUGCCGAGGCGAGGUGGCGAGCUGGCACCAGGCGGACACAUCCCGAGGGGCUGCAGAUACCCUGGGGGCUGGGGCAGAGCCUGGAGCCUGGGCGGGGUGCGGAGGCAGAGCUGGUGGCCUCAGCUGGAGGGAUGGGCCCUGGGCUCCCUUGGGGCAGCUGGGGGCCCAGGGCCGAGCAGCCGAAGACAGGCAGGGGAGGGGCCGGGGCAGCGGAGCGCAGGGACGGUGGGAGACCCCGCUGCUGAGUGAGGAUCCGUGGACACACAGCACCAAUAAAAUUUCCACUUUUU
Microcebus murinus (gray mouse lemur) is the source of this 3525-nucleotide messenger RNA. The record is from RefSeq and is a predicted model, not a curated record. NCBI's taxonomy places the organism in Eukaryota, Metazoa, Chordata, Mammalia, Primates, Cheirogaleidae.